Drosophila yakuba is the source of this 512-nucleotide messenger RNA. It is a transcript of the gene Srg1, whose product is annotated as protein SRC2 homolog. The record is from RefSeq and is a predicted model, not a curated record. The transcript has a single exon. Bases 35 to 418 code for a protein of 127 amino acids. NCBI's taxonomy places the organism in Eukaryota, Metazoa, Arthropoda, Insecta, Diptera, Drosophilidae.
GCACAUACAGCAAAAUUGAUUUACCUAUUCCAAGAUGCAGUUGUUAGCUGCGAUUCUGGUGCUAGUCCUGGCCAGCUUGGCCCACGGCAGACCCACUUUCGAUAAGAUUGCGGAUCUUCUGUUUGGCGCAAAGUAUUCUCCACCAGUUGAAUCAUAUCCUGGUCCUGGUCCAGUUCCAGGUCCAGGUCCAGGUCCACUCAUCCACGAGGGCUACCAGCAGGGCUACGACUACCACUAUGGAGGAGGCUACGGCUACGGCGGCUACCAGCAGUCGCAUCCAGCUGGCUAUGGAUACUACCCACCACGUCCGGCGCCACCGCCAAGUGCCUACUAUCCAGCACCUCAGCCUGGCUACAGGCCACCUGCCACCUAUGAUCUUUAUGGAGGCGGAGGUGGCUACAAGCAGCGGGGUUACUAGCGUUCAUCCGUCCGAUCAAUCCCCCAAUCCCAUCCAAUCAUCUGCUGUCUCAUUUGUUUAUGUGUAAUUUAUUAAAAUUGUUUUAAUUUCCAUC